Molecule: messenger RNA, 908 nt
Organism: Momordica charantia (bitter melon)
Lineage: Eukaryota; Viridiplantae; Streptophyta; Magnoliopsida; Cucurbitales; Cucurbitaceae
Product: large ribosomal subunit protein eL15y
Biological process (GO): cytoplasmic translation
Cellular component (GO): cytosolic large ribosomal subunit; ribosome
Molecular function (GO): RNA binding; structural constituent of ribosome
Source: RefSeq, a predicted model, not a curated record
GCGAUAAAUCGGUCUCUAUAUAAACUAGGGUUCUCCGAGAAAAAACCCUAGUUGGUGACUCCUCCCUGCAACUUCUCUUUCCGAUCCAAUGGGGGCGUACAAGUACGUGUCGGAGCUAUGGAGGAAGAAGCAAUCCGAUGUGAUGAGGUUCUUACAGAGGGUGAGAUGCUGGGAGUAUCGCCAACAUCCAUCCAUUGUUCGCGUCACCCAUCCCACUCGCCCCGAUAAGGCUCGUCGGCUCGGUUACAAGGCCAAGCAGGGUUACGUGGUUUACAGAGUCCGUGUUAGACGUGGUGGCAGGAAGAGGCCUGUUCCCAAGGGUAUCGUGUAUGGAAAGCCAACAAACCAGGGUGUUACCCAGUUGAAGUUCCAGCGUAGCAAGAGAUCAGUUGCUGAAGAACGAGCCGGAAGAAAGUUGGGUGGUCUGCGGGUCCUCAACUCAUACUGGAUCAACGAGGAUUCAACUUACAAGUACUAUGAGGUGAUCUUGGUCGAUGUUGCACAUAAUGCUGUUCGCAAUGACCCGAGAAUCAACUGGAUCUGCAAUCCAGUCCACAAGCAUAGGGAGCUCAGGGGGCUUACAUCCGCUGGCAAGAAAUACAGGGGACUGCGUGGAAAGGGACACUUGCACCACAAGGCCAGGCCUUCUCGCAGGGCUACCUGGAAGAGGAACAACACUCUCUCCCUUCGUCGUUACCGUUGAUUUGGGUGAUGUUUCUCCCUGUUUUGGUAUCAUUAUUAUCUGCAUUCUGUUUGGAGAAUUUAGUGCAAGAUACUACUACCCUCUAGAGUUUUUUGAACUUCAUAUUUUACCUUGAGAAUUGUCAGGAUUUUCUAAACCUCAUAUUUUACCUUGAGAAUUGUCAGGAUUUUCUAAACCGAGUGAUAAUUUUUGUUUAUUUGCAGUC